UGAACCCACAUCCGUUGAUCACGCGAAAGCUCAAGUACUAAACAGCAACAUAGAGCUCAAUUCUUCGAUUUGAAUUCAACUUUUAGUUCCAAACUAUUCUUGCUUGUAUGCAGUCGAAACAUUCAAAAUGUGCAAAAUAAAAAUCAACGCAACUGUUUUCUUAAUAAUUCUUCAAAUAUUCUUGGUGGCCGCAGCUGACUUCGAAGAGACGUGUGAAUUCGACCAACGAAUGGAAGAACAAUGCCUCAAUCAGACCUAUAAAGUUGUGAAACCGUUGCUCAAUUAUUUAGAACAGGUUAAAAAUGAGUUAAAAGAAAGUGAAAUUGAGGAAAAGAAGUUUAAAGAAUUAAAUGUAAAAAUUCAUGAAAAAUCCAUGAGGGAGGCAGCUCUAUUAGAUGAGUAUAAAAACAAAGUAAUGAAAGGGGAAAUCGAUUUGCAAUCAUGUCAAAUUAAAGUUGAUAAAUUAGAAUCUGAAAUUAAUUCACUACAAAAUAUUAUUGUGAAAUUAAAAGGAGAGUUAGCUGAUAAAUCCACAAACUUAGAAAAUUGCGAACUUCAAUUCAAAAAUCUUAAUUCUACCAUAAUUGAGAAUAUUCAAAAUAAUACUGAAUAUCAGAAAACACUUGAGCUGAAUUUAGAGGAGAGUAAAACUAAAUUAAUAAAGCAAAAUAAAGAUAUUCAAAUAUGCCAAUCUGAAAUUGAUACAUUGCACAGGACAUCAGAAAAUAUCAGAGAACAACAGAAAAAAAUUGAAUUGCAAUUUAAUGAUGGUCAAACUAAGCUAAUAGAGAAGAUGAAAGAAAAUCAGUUAUGUCAAUCUAAAAUUGACACAUUGCACAGGACAUCAGAAAAUAUCAGAGAAGAACAGAAAAAAAUUGAAUUGCAAUUUAAAGAUAGUCAAACUAAGCUAUUAGAUAAGGUGAAAGAAAAUCAGCAAUGUCGAACUGAAGUUGAUACAUUGAAUAAGACUUUACCCAAUACUAUUAUCCCAUCAAGUUGCUCUCCUUUUGGAGAUUAUCCUGGUAUUCAUGAAAUAAGAGUUUCUGGAGUUGGUUUCUUCGAUGUUUUAUGCGAUAGUCAGUUAGCUGGACCUGGAUGGAUUGUAAUACAACAGCGAGUUGGGGGAAUUGAGUGUUUCAAUAGAGAUUGGGCAACGUAUCGCAAAGGUUUCGGCUCUUAUAAUAGUGAUUUCUUCCUCGGAUUGGAGAAAAUACAUCGUAUCACGAGCUUGCAACGUUCCGAACUGUAUAUACAUUUGGUUGCUGUGAAUGGGACUGUUUACUUCGCUCGUUAUGACGACUUCAAAAUAUCUAAUGAAGACAAUGGAUACAAACUGAGUUUGGGUAAAUUCAAGGGAAAUGUUUACGAUGGAAUGAGAUACGGUGACAACAUGAAAUUCUCAACAUUUGAUCGCGAUAAUGACUCUGGCGAUGGUAAUUGCGCGAAGGAAUUUAGUAGUGGUUGGUGGUACAACUCUUGUUAUGUUUGUAAUUAUAAUCUGAAACAUUUAAUUCACCUAUUGAUCGAACUUAAAGAAAUUAAGAUGUUAAUACGCCCCAAGCAAUGAGCAAAUGAACAACUGUAGAGCUGGAAAUUUGAUGUUUGACUCUUUUUUGUAAUCGUUUAUAUGUAUAUGUAUACUUUCUUAAAAAAUACUCUAUAGAUUACAAAUAUUAAAGGAGAUCUGUUUUA
Drosophila albomicans is the source of this 1692-nucleotide messenger RNA. Its product is annotated as fibrinogen-like protein 1. The record is from RefSeq and is a predicted model, not a curated record. Bases 128 to 1567 code for a protein of 479 amino acids. The transcript is spliced from 5 exons. Lineage: Eukaryota; Metazoa; Arthropoda; Insecta; Diptera; Drosophilidae.